AUUGUUGCCCCGUUGGAGAAAACUUAUCGCCAAAAGAAGACCAUAUGUUAGAUCACACAUGUAAACAAGAAGGAGAAAGGCGAUGUUGAUUUGAGUGUCUGUGUGUUUGCUGUUUGUAUACAUUUCCCCGUAAGCCAAAUACACACACACACACACACACACACACAACCCAACACACACACAACCCAACACACACACACACACACACAAACACAACCCAACACACACACACACACACACACACACACACACACACACACACACACACACACACACACACACACACACACACACACACACACACACACACCCCAAACAAAACAAAAAAAACAUGAGCAUAUCACGUUUCUUAACCACAGCCACCAUCCCUAACCUCGCACUCCAUCACGCUUCACUACCGCUGUGGCGAGAAGCACCCCUAAAAUUCACCACAGCCGCCACAUUCACCACAGUACAUCAUAGACACUACACAAGAUACCCUGAAAACAACAACAAUGGGAAAAGGACCAUAGGAGACACAGAGCCGAAGGGAGAUGGGUUUCUUAGGGUUCUGGAGUUCCCCAAGGCCUCUAAGGGGUCUGGUAUGGUCUCAAAGGAAGAUCCCAAGAAGGCUGAUGACUGGAACGACAUUUUGAACAGGUGGUAUCAGCAGUAUCAAGAUUUUGUUGGCAUUACUGAUCUGAAGAAGGCUCAGGACAGAGUGACAGAGCUGUCAGAGGGCCUUCUGGCAGCGCAGGGGGAGCGGCGGCAGCUGCAGAGGGAGAUAGAGGACCUGCAGGCCAGACUUGUGCAGAACCACCAGCACAUCACCAAGACGGAGCAGUACUCUCAGGAACACAUGCGCCUCUUCUCCCAGGCACGGGAGUUGAACGAUCAGCUGCGGGAGGUUCGUGGUCAGUUUGCGGGGUACGAGCAGACAGAACGUGACACCUUCACCCAGCUGUCCGCUGCCAUCCGGGACUGCCACGAGAGGGAGCGCAUGCAGGGCCGAGCAGGGCAAGUACUGGUCCAUCAUCGCGUCAGUGGUGUCGGCGGCGCUUGCCUCGGUCAUCACAUCCGUCAACAACUGGGUCAGGAUACGAGAAAUUAAGGAUCACGUCACCACCUCUCAACAGUCUCUCCAGGAAGGCUACCAGCAAAUGCACCAUGAUAUCCUCGCCUCACUCGCCUCCCAUGCAUCCCAGGGACUUGCCAUGCCUCCCCAGGUUACACAGGACACUGGGGAAGGGGGCCAGGGGGUGAAGGUACCUGGGGAAGUGCCUGGGGCUGGGGAAUUCAAGGGGGAAGUGAAGAGUGUCAGGGAUUUAGAUGUGGGUGGUGUGUCAAGUUUUGCAGGGAGAUUCGAGGAGUUGAGUGGGAGUUUUGGGAGUGUUGCCGAGCGGAUGAGUAGAACGGCGGAUGAGCUGACGGGUGUGGCUAAAGAUGCGGCGAAGAUCUCUCAGGUCGUGGAGAAACUGACCAGUCUGUCGCAGGAGUUGAUGGGAGCUGCGGAAACUUCAAGACAAGCCAUGCAACACCUGACCAAAGCUUCCGAGAGUCUGAUCAGCCAGCUCUCGGCUGUACUAGCACCCAGGGAGGGGGGAAUGGUAUCCUUGCCGGCGGAGGUGGUAGUAGGAGGUGGCAGUAGUAGUGGUGGUGGUGGUAGUGGUAGUGGUGGUGAUGUCAGCUACCCCAGAGUUGCAGCCACAAUGCUGGUUGGUGCAGCUCUGGGUACCUUGGUGACUGCAUUCUUCCUAGGGGCUUUGGGGGGCUCUGGGGGCUGAGACACACACACACACACACACACACACACACACACACACACACACACACACACACACACACACACACACACACACACACACACACACACACACACACACACACACAGAGACAGAGGGUUAAAAGUUGAGGGAAUGAAAUAGAAUAAGGAGAAUGAAGGAAGGAAAGAGAAAAGUAAAUAGAUGGGAGAGAGAAGAAAGGAAUGAACACACACACACACACACACACACACACACACACACACACACACACAGAGACAGAGGAUUAAAAGUUGAGGGAAUGAAAUAGAAUAAGGAGAAUGAAGGAAGGAAAGAGAAAAGUAAACAGAUGGGAGAGAGAAGAAAGGAAUGAACACACACACACACACACACGCACACACACACACACACACACACACACACACACACACACACACACA
This is a messenger RNA of Scylla paramamosain (green mud crab), 2179 nucleotides long. RefSeq lists its product as uncharacterized. The transcript is spliced from 5 exons. NCBI's taxonomy places the organism in Eukaryota, Metazoa, Arthropoda, Malacostraca, Decapoda, Portunidae. The record is from RefSeq and is a predicted model, not a curated record. The coding region runs from base 332 to 1090 and encodes 252 amino acids.